GACGGGAAGGUGAGGAAGGAGCCCAGCCUCGCUCGCUCCGUCCAGCUCGCUGCUGCCAUGGCCGUGAGGACCUGGGGGCUGGCGCUGCUCCUUCUGCUGGGGCUGGGGUCCCAGGAAGCUCUGCCCCCACCCUGUGCGAGCCAGAUUUACUGCUAUGGCGAGCUCCUGCAUCAGGUUCAGAUGGCCAAGCUCUACUCUGAUGACAAGAACUUCGUGGAUAUGUCACUGUCCAAAGAUCCAGACCAAGUCCUGCAGAGUUUCCGCGCGCUGGCCACGGCCCACAAUGGCAGUAUCCCCAGACAGCAGCUGCAGGAGUUCGUCCAUCAACACUUCCGGUCUGUGGGGCAGGAGCUGCUGGCCUGGACCCCCGAGGACUGGAAAGACAGCCCCCAGUUCCUACAGAGGAUUUCAGAUACCAAGCUGCGUGCCUGGGCAGAGGACCUGCACCAGAUCUGGAAGAAGCUGGGUAAACAGAUAAAGCCGGAAGUUCUCAGCAACCCUGAGCGAUUUUCUCUGAUCUACUCAAAACAUCCUUUCAUUGUGCCUGGCGGGCGCUUUGUUGAGUUCUACUACUGGGACUCCUACUGGGUCAUGGAGGGUCUGCUCCUCUCUGAGAUGGCCGAGACAGUGAAGGGCAUGCUGCAGAACUUCCUGGACCUGGUCAAGACCUAUGGACACAUCCCCAACGGUGGACGCAUAUAUUACCUGCAGAGGAGCCAGCCGCCCCUCCUGACCCUCAUGGUGGACCGCUAUGUGGCUCACACCAACAACACCGCUUUCCUGCGGGAGAACAUCGAGACCCUAGCCUUGGAGCUGGACUUCUGGACCGUGAACAGAAGCGUCUCUGUGAACUUGGGAGGACAGAACUACACCCUGAAUCGCUAUUAUGUUCCCUAUGGGGGACCCAGGCCGGAGUCCUAUAGCAAAGAUGAGGAGUUGGCAAACACCUUGCCGGAAGGGGAUCGAGAGGCUCUGUGGUCCGAGCUCAAGGCUGGGGCUGAGUCAGGUUGGGACUUCUCUUCCCGCUGGCUGGUUGAAAGCCCAAACCUUGACUCGCUCAGUAGCAUCCAAACCAGCAAACGGGUGCCAGUUGACCUGAAUGCCUUCCUGUGCCAGGCAGAGGAGCUGAUGAGCAACUUCUAUGCCAGACUGGGGGACGAUGUCCAGGCUGCCAGGUACAAAGCCCUGAGGAACCAGCGCCUGACUGCCAUGCAGGCUGUCCUGUGGGAUGAGCAGAAGGGGGCCUGGUUUGACUAUGACCUUGAGAACAUGAAGAAGAACCUCGAGUUUUAUCCCUCCAACCUCGCCCCACUCUGGGCCGGCUGCUUCUCUGACCCUGGUGUUGUGGACAAAGCUGUGAAGUACUUAGAGGACAACCAGAUCCUGACUCACCAGUAUGGGAUCCCGACCUCUCUCCACAACACAGGCCAGCAGUGGGACUUUCCCAAUGGCUGGGCCCCCCUGCAGGACCUGGUCAUCAGAGGCUUGGCCAAGUCACAGUCACCUCAGACCCAGGAAGUGGCUUUCCAGCUGGCCCAGAAUUGGAUCCGGACUAACUUUGACGUCUACUCGCAGAAGUCAACCAUGUAUGAGAAGUAUGACGUCAGCAGGGGACAGGCAGGAGGCGGAGGGGAGUAUGAAGUCCAGGAGGGAUUUGGCUGGACCAAUGGAGUAGCCUUGAUGCUCAUGGACCGCUAUGGUGACCGGCUAACCUCAGGGACCCAGCUGGCUCUCCUGAUGCCCCAUUGCCUAGCAGCCACCUUUCUGUUCCACCUCCUGCUGGGCUUCCUGUCACAGUGACCAUGGUGGCCCCAAGGACUGACCAGGAGUGUGGCUUCACCCCACUCAUCUGGCAUGCCACUGGGCUCCAGGUCCCGCCUCAGGAGCCAUCUGCACCUGGCCUAGUGUGGUGGUGUGAGCUGGUAAUGCUGGGAAGCUGGGCUGCUGGGUAGCUUAGGAGACACUGCCUCAAAUAAAACACAAAAAUAGAAGGCCCUGGGCUCAGUCCCAGGCACUAGAAAAAACUGCA
Cavia porcellus (domestic guinea pig) is the source of this 2029-nucleotide messenger RNA. It is a transcript of the gene Treh, whose product is annotated as trehalase. The transcript has 15 exons. The record is from RefSeq and is a predicted model, not a curated record. The coding region runs from base 58 to 1800 and encodes 580 amino acids. Gene Ontology annotation, biological process: trehalose catabolic process. NCBI's taxonomy places the organism in Eukaryota, Metazoa, Chordata, Mammalia, Rodentia, Caviidae. Gene Ontology annotation, molecular function: alpha,alpha-trehalase activity.